Papaver somniferum (opium poppy) is the source of this 878-nucleotide messenger RNA. RefSeq names its product transcription factor bHLH27-like. Gene Ontology annotation, biological process: regulation of DNA-templated transcription. The record is from RefSeq and is a predicted model, not a curated record. NCBI's taxonomy places the organism in Eukaryota, Viridiplantae, Streptophyta, Magnoliopsida, Ranunculales, Papaveraceae. The coding region runs from base 1 to 675 and encodes 224 amino acids. The transcript is spliced from 4 exons. Gene Ontology annotation, molecular function: protein dimerization activity; DNA-binding transcription factor activity; sequence-specific DNA binding. Gene Ontology annotation, cellular component: nucleus.
AUGUCUGAACGGAACCGAAGGAAGAGAUUGAACAAUCAGUUAUUCACCUUGAGAGGCCUUGUCCCUUGUAUUACCAAGAUGGAUAAGAGAUCUGUCCUUGUUGAUGCUCUAGCUUAUCUUCAAGAUAUACUUAACCAGACACAAAAGGAAAUUGAAGCUGGAGUUACCGAAGAUCCUGGGCAUGCCAUUAUAGACUCUGCUGCUAUGUCACCCGAUUCACUCACAGAAAAUGUGGAAAUCGACCAUCCUCCUUGUCACCAUCUAGGAGUGGUAUUAGAGAAGAGCGUGAUCAAUGCCGAUGUUGAAGGUCAACCCCAGCCAAUAAUGUCGACAGCACUUGAACCAAAAACAACACCAUACAGUGCAGUUUUUCCUGCUAUCACUAAGAUGGAAGCUGAGAAAGUAGACGAGGAGAUAUAUAUGCUGAAGAUCGUAUACAACAAAGCACUGGGAGCUAUGAGUCAAGUUCAAAGAUCCGUAGAAAUGCUGAAAGGGUUUGAUUUUAUUAAUGUUUCCGUAUCUGAAUAUGACCAACAUCACAUGCAGUCUUCCAGCUUUUUACGCGUUAAGAAAAUAAAAGGAUCACUACUGGUUACCGACGAAGAAAAUCUCAUCGAAAGGGUGAAAGUAAUGGCCAAACAGCUGGGUCUUAAUCUUCCUUCAGCCGACGACUAAUAUGAUUAAAAUUUCUAUACAUAAAUGAUCAAAUAAUGGUGUGAUUAUCAGAUAUCUGCCGAUGCAGUUCAUCAUCACUUGAGGUCGAAAAGCAUUAUUGGUUAAUAAAAUUUGAUGUCUUAUACGGCAACUUUUGUCUUUCUCUUGAGGUCGAAAAGUCAUGUGCGUCGGAAAGAAUUGUUAUUGGUUAAUGAAAUUUGGUC